AUGUAUAUCAGGCCAGAUAUUUUACUUACUGGCUAUGCUAUAGAGUUAUCUCUUCUCUCAUUCAGGAAGUUUUUUUCUUCACGAGGAAAUAAAACUGGAGUUGCAAAAGGAAACCUAGCACUGGCUAGGAGACCCUCUAGCCAAUCAAGCAAUUUCCUAGGGUCAUAUCAGGCAUUGCAUCUUAUACUUAGGGUUUCCAUCUUGACCACAAAGGAUCCAAGAAUUUCUGGAAAGCAACUUAAGUUGUGGUUUUCUGAUUUCUAG
This is a messenger RNA of Blepharisma stoltei, 264 nucleotides long. Lineage: Eukaryota; Ciliophora; Heterotrichea; Heterotrichida; Blepharismidae. The record is from the annotation of a GenBank genome assembly.